AUGUCUCUGGCAAAAGACGAUCAAGCUUUGGGCACUGUUUCGCGCGAUAACAGGCUCUCGUUGACAACAGUGGCUUUUUGUCAAUGGCUCGAGCACCAUCAUGUGCCCCUUUCCCGUCCAGCGUCGUCUUCUGGUUCGAAUACCAUCGAUGCUGCUUCGACUCUGGCAACAACGCUGCUUCAAGAUGCUACACACAACAUCUCCACAGAUGCAGACAGCGAGGGUACAUCAACUAAGCCAAAUGACGAGCUCGCAGCUAAUUGGCCGCCAACAAUGUCGCACUUCCAAGCCUGCUUGACACCCAUUGCUGGUCAAGCAGUCGCUCUCUGUGAUGCCACCCGAACCGGAGCUGACACAUCGCGCGCCACACCAGUGCAGCUCAGCGAGACGAUGCUCUUGAAGCCUCGCAUUGAACCCAGCGAUCCCAUCACUUGGAUGUCUCGUCGUAAAUGGCUUCUCACUUUCCUCGUAGGUUUCACCAUGUUCAACGGCUCGUUUGCCUCCACUGCACCUAACGGAGCUGGCAUCGCUAUCGUAAAGCGAUUCGGACUCUCGCCUGAAGAGCUCACCUUGAUAUCAUCCUCGUUUGUCGGAGGUUGUGUCGCCGGUCCCAUCCUUUGGGCUCCCCUAUCAGAAACCUACGGGCGACGACCUGCGUUUUUGAUCUCGAACUGGCUCUACUCGCUCACCAACAUUGGUUGUGCGCUCGCCCCUACCAAAGCCGUCUUGUUCACCUUUCGAUUCCUCGCCGGAGUCUCUGCCUCUUGCGCCUUUUCCAACGCUGUGGCGGUGGUCACCGAUCUCUUUGCACCUCCCCAUCGUACUUUGCCUAUGAUUGUCAUGUCGCUGGCGCCGCUAUUGGGGCCUUGCUUCGGUCCGCUUUUUGGCUCCCUGAUCAGCUCGCUCCUUCAUUGGCCUUUUGUCUUUUGGCUGAUGGGCGCCUUGGGCUUGGCACUGCAAGCUGCACUUUGGUUACUUCCAGAGACGUACGCUCCCGCCAUUUCUGCUGAUAUUGAACCCAAGGAGACGAUUGCUUCGCCAUUCAUGACACGACGACAGAGAUUUCGUGCCUUUCUCGUGUCAAACCUGAUAAGGCCUAUCAACAUGAUGUGCCGUGAACCCAUCGUCAUGUGCGCCACAUUUUAUCUGUCCUUCUUCUUUGCCUUUAUGUACAUGUUCUUCGCCUCCUGGCCGCUGAUCUUUGGCCCCCCGGGCAUCUAUAAGCUCGACGCGGUGCAUACUGGGAUCACGUUUUUGCCCAUAGGGUUCGGAGGGGUCUGUGCGUCUGUUUGGCUAGCCUACCGCGAGCGCUACUGCGGCAGAGCAAGCGCACCACCCGCACGAGCUAAUCCGGAAGUCAAGCUGUUUCCGACGUUCUAUGUUGCGCCUCUGGUGGCUGCCGGGCUGCUCUGGGCAGGUUGGCUCGCACGCACUAGCAUUCCGUAUCCGGUGACCAUGUUGGGGGGUGUACCGAUCGGUAUGGCCAUGGUGCUCGUCUUCCAGGGCUGGAUAGGUUACCUCGGCGAUUGCUAUCGGCUCUACGCUUCUUCUGCGAUCGCAUCUACCGUCAUUGGGCGCGCGAUCUCGGGUGCUACCAUCCCUCUCUGCACUCAUCGGCUGCACGAAAAGCUUGGUGGCAUCGGCUGGCUCUACACGCUGGUAGCCGGUCUGGUGUUGCUGACCACGCCGAUCCCGGUGCUCAUCGAUCGAUUUGGUGAGCGGCUACGUGCGCGAUCCAUGUACAAACCAGGCAGCGGCUGA
This is a messenger RNA of Mycosarcoma maydis (corn smut), 1761 nucleotides long. RefSeq lists its product as uncharacterized. Bases 1 to 1761 code for a protein of 586 amino acids. Gene Ontology annotation, biological process: xenobiotic detoxification by transmembrane export across the plasma membrane. Lineage: Eukaryota; Fungi; Basidiomycota; Ustilaginomycetes; Ustilaginales. The transcript has 4 exons. The record is from RefSeq and is a predicted model, not a curated record. Gene Ontology annotation, molecular function: fluconazole transmembrane transporter activity.